GUGAAGACCCUAAAAUAAUAAAGUUUAUGUAAAGAGAACAUUUUUAAUUAUAAAUACCAAAACUUUUUACUUUUCGAAAGCUUUUUUCCCUCAAAUAAGGGCAGUUAUCCAACACGGUGUAAGGUCUUUGUUGUCCAUCAUUGUCGACGCUACCUAAAACUACUCCGUGAAAGUUAUUUACACUGACUGUUGUUAGUAUCAACUGUACAUUCAAAUUGUAGCUCCCUGUGAAAGCAUUUUACAUGAAGUUUAGGGCUUAUAUUACUCUGCCACAGCUACUGGGUCACACUAAGAUGAGUUUUAUAAUGUCGGGACACUGUGGUAGGUAAGUAUACGCCUGUUUUAACCUCUGAACAGGCAGGAGGGUAACUGUUAGCAUCAAAACAGUUAUGGCCAAACAUGCGGUGCUUUCAUCUGGGGCAAAGAUGUGGAGAUCUCUGGCCUGUGCAAAGUCAGAGCUGCUUCUGGAUCUCACUCUUGCCUGUGGACAAUCUUUCCGCUGGAGAGAAACUGCAGAGGGCCACUGGACCGGAGUGAUGGGAGGACGAGUUUGGACUCUGACUCAGACAGAUGACACCCUUUGGUACCAUGUUUACAGAAGCCAAAGCAUGCCAGAAGAUGGAAGUGACAGGAAGAGGAGAGCUGGUGUUUCUCUCCAGAUGGAAAACAAGUCAGAGAAGAGAUUCAAAGGAGUUUUGAAGAAGGAGGAGGAGGCGGUGGCUGUGACUUCAGUGCAGGACACUGAAGAGGAAGAGGAGAUGCUGAGAGAUUACUUCCAGCUGAAUGUGAAGCUGGGGGAUCUGUACAAAGAAUGGGGAGCAGCAGACCCCCACUUCAAGCGCAUUGCAGACAUCUUCACAGGUGUGCGAAUGCUGCGCCAGGACCCCACUGAAUGUCUGUUUUCCUUCAUUUGCACCUCCAACAACCACAUCUCUCGUAUCCAGGGCAUGGUGGAGAGGCUGUGUCAGGCUCUGGGUGCCCCGCUGUGCCAACUGGAUGAAGCCUCUUAUUACAACUUUCCUUCCCUGUCUGCACUUGCAGACAACAGCGUGGAGGCACGUCUCAGGGAUCUCGGUUUUGGAUACAGGGCUCGGUUCCUUCAGCAGAGCGCGAAGCAGAUUUUGGACACCCAUGGGCUCCAGUGGCUUGAUGGUCUACGCAGUGUCCCGUAUCUGCUGGCCCGUGAUGCUCUGCGUACUCUGCCCGGUGUGGGCACCAAGGUGGCAGACUGUGUAUGUCUGAUGUCCCUCGAUAAGGCAGAGGCCGUGCCCAUAGACACACACGUGUGGCAGAUUGCUAAACGUGACUACAACUACGGCUCUGGCAACGGACAAAAGAGCAUCACAGAUAAACUGCACAGAGAUCUUGGGGAUUUUUUCAGAAAACUGUGGGGACCUUAUGCUGGUUGGGCACAGUCGGUGUUGUUCUGUGCCGACCUCAAGAAGUUCCAAAAGCUGAAAGAAAUGCCACAUCUGAAGGAGCCAAAGAAAGAGGAGGAUGGUGAAGAAGAAAUAAGGCCAGUGAGCAAGAAAGCAAAAAUUAAGAAGGAAGAAAAUGGAACUGUGAAGAACACGAAAACUAAAUCAGCACGUCACAAGAACGCAAAGACGUCAUGA
Messenger RNA from Epinephelus moara (kelp grouper), 1616 nucleotides. RefSeq names its product 8-oxoguanine DNA glycosylase (gene ogg1). The coding region runs from base 390 to 1616 and encodes 408 amino acids. The record is from RefSeq and is a predicted model, not a curated record. The transcript is spliced from 7 exons. Gene Ontology annotation, molecular function: 8-oxo-7,8-dihydroguanine DNA N-glycosylase activity; damaged DNA binding. Gene Ontology annotation, biological process: base-excision repair, AP site formation; nucleotide-excision repair; base-excision repair. Gene Ontology annotation, cellular component: nucleus. NCBI's taxonomy places the organism in Eukaryota, Metazoa, Chordata, Actinopteri, Perciformes, Serranidae.